AUGGUUCCCUUUACUCUGGGGUCGAGAAAAGAAGACUGCCAGCCCACCAGCCCAGACUCCGACCAGACGCCAGCUCCUCCUCCUGGCCCCCUGCCCCAGAUGAAUGCCAGUGAUCUACAAGUGCCUGUUCUUCAAUUCCCCAAGUCUGGUGGAGGGCUGAGGAGGAGGAAGAGAGACUGGGUUAUUCCUCCACUCAGUGUUCCCGAGAAUCAGAGAGGAACCUAUCCCCGGAAAGUAGCUCAGAUCCGCUCUAAUGAAGAUAAAACAAGGAAGAUCUUUUACAGCAUCACUGGUCCAGGAGCUGAUCUGCCUCCUGUUGGUCGUUUCAAAGUGGACAGACAGACUGGCAGUCUGUAUGUAACACAACCACUCAACAGAGAGGAAACAGCCAGUUACACGUUUGAAGCACACGCUGUGGUAGAAGGAGCAGGACAAGCUGAGGCUCCUAUGGAGAUUAUAGUACAUGUGAUUGACCAGAACGACAACAAACCUUAUUUUAUGGUGGAGUACAACGCAAAUGUUGCUGAGGCCACAGCCAUCGGGACUGAUGUGGUUAGGGUUGAGGCCAAAGAUGACGAUGAGCCAGAUAAUCUCAACUCAGACAUCCGCUAUCGUAUUCUGAACCAGGACCCACCGCUGCCCAAUGACAACAUGUUUGAAAUCAACCCAGUUACUGGAAGCAUCAGAGUCACUGGUAAAGGACUGGACAGAGAGAAAUAUCCACAGUACACUCUGACAGUACAAGCAGCAGAUAUGGCGGGAGAAGGGUUAACUGGACAAACAAAAGUCACCCUCAUGGUGACGGACAGCAAUGACAACGCUCCAGUCUUCACUCAGAAAUCUUAUAAUUCAACAGUUGAUGAAAACAAAAAGGAUGUUUUGGUGGUAAAGAUGAUAGUAACAGAUGAGGAUGAACCACAAACUCCAGCCUGGAACGCCAAGUUCAAAAUCGUCAGUGGUGAUCCUAAAGGACUUUUCACAGUAAAAACAGGAACUAACAAACAGGAAGGAAUCCUUUCUACUGCAAAGGAGCUGGACUUUGAGACGGCCAGCAAGCACACUCUGUUGGUUUCAGUGGAGAAUGAGAUUCCUUUUGCUCGUGGUGUUUCUGUGGUCACUUCUACCGCCACAGCGGUGGUGGAUGUGAAGGAUGUGAAUGAAGCUCCAGUCUUUGAUCCAAAGCAGAAGCAUGUGGUAAAACCAGAGGACGUUGCUGUGGAUGAAGUUGUGGUGCAGUACACCGCUUCAGACCCAGACACUGCACGCAAGCAGAAAGUCACGUACAAAAUAAUGAGUGACCCUGCAGGCUGGCUGAAUGUGGACAAGGACACAGGCAUUAUUAAAGUGAGAAGAUCCAUGGACAGAGAGGCUACCUUUGUCACAAACAGCAGAUACAUUGCAACCAUCGGUGCAUAUGAUGAUGAUGCAGUCCCAGCUACAGGAACUGGUACUCUGAUCAUUCAGCUGGAAGAUGUCAAUGACAAUGCUCCCAUCGUUGAGCAGCAUAAAAUUAUGGUGUGCAACAAGGAUCCAGCUCCUCAGCUGCUGUCAGUAACAGAUAAAGAUGGACCAGAAUUUGGACCUCCGUACUCGGUGUCUUUACAGGGCAUGUCAGAGACAGACUGGACCGCUAGGAUGAACGACUCCAGAACAGGCAUCAUCUUGAAUUUAGCCACUGAGCUUCCCAGUAAAAAUUACAGUGUUAUUCUGAGAGUGGCAGACAAAUAUGGCUUGGAGCAGGACAGCAUCAUCAAAGCUGAAGUGUGCGACUGCAGGGGAGAAGAUGUGAUGUGUACUCAGCGUGCUACAGGUGGCAGAAACCUGCCCAUUAUUCGGGGAAUACUUGGAGGCAUUCUGCUGCUCGUGCUGGUCCUGGUUGUGCUGUUUGUAAGUCUGAGGAAAGGGGAGCAGAAGGAGCCAACAUCUAAAGACAACAUCUUCUACUAUAACAGAGAGCAAAGCAGAGAGGAUGAUCAGAACCUAAAGGCAGCAGAGGUUGCCUGCAGUGGAGAACAGGACUACGAGUGCCUCAGUGAGUGAGGUCCCCGUUUCAAGAAACUGGCCAACAUGUACGGAGGAGGAGAUGAUUAUAUGCUAUAAUCACACCACAUGGCAUGGCUGCAUGUUUAAUUUGAAAAAGCAACUUUCAGCUACAUGUUAGUGGCUUUGUUUUGGUUUUCGUCUGCACUGUGCUGUAACUGCAAUCUCAUGAGCAGUUACUAGGUAAUGCUCAGAAGCUUGGUUUUCAAAUCCCUGUUUUGAAUGCAUUAAGAUCUCUUUUACAUCCCUUUGACCUGGAGGGUAAAGACAACAAUGUUUUGUUAGUUUUCUGCUAGUUUUGUGAAUGAGUGUUGGAGCCACAGUUCGCACAUUUGAAUCUGUUCUAGGUUACUCACCCACACUUGAAACACCCUGAGGUUCGUCAGUCACAUUGAAAAUAUGUUUUUUUUUAUAUUAGCAAAGAUGUUUUGCUUUGUUCUAUAGCGUUUGUACUACUGUUAGUACUACUACUAAAAUGAUCAGUAUACAUUCGAGGUAGCUUCCUAUGCCACAUCACCCUUUGACAGUGUGCUCAACGAGUUACGAAUACAUGUUUUUUUGAAAUUGUUUCCUAGGGAUCUGUUCAAUAGAUGUCUUUGUUACAAUGCCUUGAUAAAAUGAAAUCUUCUAGAUACUUUAUUUUAA
Molecule: messenger RNA, 2685 nt
Organism: Pelmatolapia mariae (spotted tilapia)
Lineage: Eukaryota; Metazoa; Chordata; Actinopteri; Cichliformes; Cichlidae
Product: B-cadherin-like
Exons: 14
Coding region: 1-2040 (679 amino acids)
Biological process (GO): homophilic cell-cell adhesion; cell-cell junction assembly; calcium-dependent cell-cell adhesion
Cellular component (GO): plasma membrane; adherens junction; catenin complex
Molecular function (GO): cadherin binding; calcium ion binding
Source: RefSeq, a predicted model, not a curated record